This is a messenger RNA of Penicillium atrosanguineum, 1386 nucleotides long. RefSeq names its product tRNA dimethylallyltransferase. Gene Ontology annotation, cellular component: mitochondrion. Gene Ontology annotation, molecular function: tRNA dimethylallyltransferase activity; ATP binding. Bases 1 to 1386 code for a protein of 461 amino acids. The transcript has 2 exons. The record is from RefSeq and is a predicted model, not a curated record. Gene Ontology annotation, biological process: tRNA modification. NCBI's taxonomy places the organism in Eukaryota, Fungi, Ascomycota, Eurotiomycetes, Eurotiales, Aspergillaceae.
AUGGAUCCCCUCAUCGCUGUCGUCGGCGCAACAGGGACGGGCAAGUCCAAGCUCGCUGUGGACUUGGCCUCCCGAUUCAACGGUGAAAUCAUCAAUGGCGAUGCGAUGCAAAUGUACCGCGGCCUGCCUAUCAUUACAAACCAAAUCCCUAUCGAGGAGCGAAACGACAUCCCCCACCACCUGCUGAGCUGUGUCGACCUAGAGGCGGAAGCCUGGCGCAUCGGCCACUUCAAGAGGGAAGCUCUUCGACUCAUCGACAAUAUUCGAUCGCGUGGAAAACUGCCCAUUCUGGUUGGAGGAACACAUUAUUACACACAGGCAGUUCUGUUCAAGGACCAGCUGGUUGGGGAAGGCUCGGAUGAGGACGAGGGACCGGAGCCCACAAAAGAGCUAUCUUCGACUUCGGAUAAAUGGCCAAUUCUCGAUUCGUCUCCAGAAGUGUUGAUGGAAAAACUUCGCGAGGUUGAUCCAAUCAUGGCCGAGCGAUGGCACCCAAAGGAUGCACGGAAGAUCAGGCGAUCAUUGGAGAUCUACUUCCAAACAGGGAGACGGGCAUCAGAAAUAUACGCGGAACAGAAAAUUCUCAAGAACGAGUCAGUCAUGAAGGAUGAAGGCCUAUUACGGUUCGAUAACACACUGAUAUUCUGGGUUCACGCGGAGAAGGAGAUUCUCAAUGCGCGACUGGAUUCGCGUGUCGACGGCAUGAUCGAGCAGGGCUUGAUGGCUGAGGCUCAGACAAUGUUCGAUUAUCUCCAAAAGAAAGAAUCACAGGGCAUAGAAGUCGACCAAACACGUGGUGUUUGGGUGUCCAUCGGGUUCAAAGAGCUGGCGCCGUAUUUUGCGGCUGUUCAGGAAGCAGAGUUGAGUGCAGAGCAGCUCGAGGAACUUAAAUUGAGCUGUGUUGAAUCCAUCAGAACUGCGACACGUCAAUAUGGGUCGUCCCAAAUCAAAUGGAUUCGAAACAAAUUAUGGCAGGCACUCUCAGAUGCCGAUAUGACGCGUCGUCUCUACAUAAUGGACAGCAGCAAUGUCAAGGACUGGGAUGAAUGCAUUACCAAACCAUCUGAGAAUAUUGUGCAAUCACUGCUUAAAGAAAAACCGACGCCUGAUCCCAAAUCUCUCUCGAAGCUGGCCAAAACUGUCCUCAGCGCAAAAGAGGACCAAGCGCGUGCACAACCGGUGUCCGACAUGCAGUGUUUCACUUGCGAUAUAUGCAACAAGACGACGAACGGCAAGGAACAGUGGAAUAUUCACCUCAAUGGUUACAGUCACAAAAGAGCAGCCAAGUCCGCAGCAAGGAAGGCUGAACGAGACGCUUAUUUCCGGAAAAAGGAAUUAGAGGCUCAACAGGCCCCGAGUUCUGGGGCGGAUCCCCGAGGCAUCUAG